This is a messenger RNA of Stereum hirsutum FP-91666 SS1, 1844 nucleotides long. Its product is annotated as GTPase. Gene Ontology annotation, molecular function: GTP binding; GTPase activity. Gene Ontology annotation, cellular component: mitochondrion. The record is from RefSeq and is a predicted model, not a curated record. NCBI's taxonomy places the organism in Eukaryota, Fungi, Basidiomycota, Agaricomycetes, Russulales, Stereaceae. The coding region runs from base 114 to 1844 and encodes 576 amino acids. The transcript has 4 exons.
AAACCCUGCAAAGAGGGUGACGAACUACUUUGGACUAGCCCAUCUACCAUUGUGCAACCGUCUCAGCCUUUGACUGGGCCACCAUAGUCGAGAAGUCGGGAGAAAAGCGCGUCAUGACGCGCCCAACAUCCUUUGCCCAACUCCUCCGACCGUCCUUCUCCUCUGGACCGGCGAAACAACGCUCCUGUAGGAGGUAUAUCUCCCUCCAACGCGUCAGCAAUUCUUCAGAGGACCCACAAUCGACCCAUAUUGAGACUGACGAGCAAGCGGAGAAGGAGGCAUAUUUUCGCAAACGGAAGGCUGAUUGGAAGAGAAGACAGGGUGGACAAUCCUUCCUUGACCAUCUCAUUGUAAAUGUUCGUGCUGGUACCGGAGGAGAUGGCUGCGUAGCUUUCCAUCGCGAAAAGUUCGUUCCCUACGGGCCUCCUUCAGGCGGAAACGGCGGUCGAGGCGGUGAUGUCUACAUCUGCCCCACACCACACUUAACUACCCUCUCCUCCGUCCCCAAACGUAUCCGUGGCAACGCUGGCGCUUCAGGCCAAGGCUCAUUUCAAAACGGUCGACAAGGCGCACCUCUCGUCAUCAAAGUACCCCUCGGCACUGUCGUUCGCGAACUGACGGGUUCAGACCCACGACGCGCGAAGAACGAGUGGGAAGCCGAAGAGGAGAGUUACGAAGGGAUGGAUAUGGAGGAGAGAAAACGGAAGUGGAGGGAGACGAGAUGGGUGCAUUAUCCUGAGUUUGAGGGUGAUAAUAGCGAGAGGGACGAUUUCAAGACCGCCGAAUAUGAUUUGAAGAUGGCGGAGAGAGAGAUGAGAAUCGCGAGGAGGGUGAGAGAGGCUAAUCCAAUCUCGUUGGAUCUGGACAGGAUGGUUCAGACGGAGAGGCCGGUGGAUGCGCCGUUAGGGACAGGAAGGUAUGAUGACAGAGGGUUCUUAAUCGCUUCAGGUGGUUUGGGCGGGUACGGCAAUCCGCAUUUCAUGAGGCAGGAUAAUCGGUCACCAAAAUGGGCUACGAGGGGCUACGAGGGCGAGAGGGUAACACUGUCCCUCGAGUUGAAGCUCCUGGCGGACGUGGGGUUGGUGGGUAUGCCGAAUGCGGGGAAGAGCACCUUGUUGAGGGCAUUGACUGGUGGGAGGGCGAAGUCCGAGGUGGCGAGCUACGCGUUCACGACGCUCAAUCCCGUCGUCGGUGUCGUCAGGGUAGCAGAAGAUGGGACUCUGAUGGGCGGAAGCUCACAGGAGAUGGUGCACGACGAGACUUGGGCCGAGGAACAACGGGAACGAGAAAUGAUGGAGAGCGGAGCAUACGCAGAUGCGCCGACGCGGAACCAAGGACGACAUCAACACGAGGACGAGGACGACAUAGUUGAACGCUUCCGCUUCACCAUCGCCGACAACCCUGGUCUUCUGUCUGGUGCAUCGGAUAACGUUGGUCUCGGCCAUUCCUUCCUUCGCUCCAUGGAACGUUCCCUUGCCCUCGUCUAUGUCGUCGACUUCUCAGCUCCGGACCCAUGGAAUCAGGCCGCCAUCUUGCGUGAUGAACUGGAGACUUACAAGCCUGGGAUGAGCGACCAAGCUCGUAUGGUCAUCGCGAACAAAGCGGAUCUACUCGCUUAUGACGGUGAUCCAGAAGAGGUGGAGGCAGCGAGACAGAAGCUGCAACAGUUGGAGGAAUUCGUUCAGAGGGAGAUGACGACGGCAAAUGGGCGGGCUCUGGAUGUUGUGGCGAUUUCGGGCAAGUAUAGCCAGAAUUUGAGGAGAGUUGUGAAGCUGAUGGAGGAGUAUGUUGAAGAGGCUCGGGCGGGACAGAUACAGGAGCCGCUGGUCCUGUCGAGCAUGUAA